AUGUCGGCCAAGAGAGCAGCUCCCGCCACGGGCGGGAGCCACUGGAAGAAGGCCAAGACGGAGAAAGAGAAGAAGUGGUACGCCGUCAAGUCUGGCAAGGAGCCAGGCGUGUACGAGACGUGGGAUCAAUGCCAGGCCCAGACCACCGGAUAUCAUGGAGCUGUGUACAAGUCGUUCACGCGCAAGGAAGAUGCCGAGGCAUUCGUAGCGGGCAAGAAGGUCCCGGAUAGGAGCGGAAAGCCGAAGCCGCUGAGAUACUACGCCGUCGCCCGCGGAAACUACACGGGCAUCUUCAACGAUUGGAGUGACGCCCAAGAUUCUACGAGAGGCGCCAAGGGACCUAAGUACAAGAGAUUCGACACGCUACCCGAGGCCGUCGCCUUCAUGAGGGAAUGGGCCGACGAAGAAACUCUAGAUCGAAUCCGGGGCGAGUACGGAGAUGUCUCAGACCCAGAGCUGUCAGAUGAGCAGGAGGAGGAAGAGGAGGAGAUCCUGGAGCCAGGUCUGUUGCGCAUAUUCACGGACGGCAGUAGCUUGAGCAACGGCCGACAUGACGCCGUGGCAGGCGUGGGCGUCUUCUUCGGCAAGAAUGAUCCUAGAAACAUUUCCGAACGUCUUGAAGGCCCAUUGCAAACGAACCAGCGCGCUGAGCUUACCGCCGUCUUGCGCGCUCUCGAGAGCAUCCCGGCCAAGGUAUCAGUGCAGAUCUUGACUGACAGCAAGUACUCCAUUAACUGCGCCGAAACUUGGUGCAAGGCGUGGGAGAAAAAAGGAUGGAAGACGUCAGAGGGGACUGAUGUCAAGAACAAGGACCUAAUCCAGGCUAUCCGAAAGAAGAUGGUCCAACGUGACGAUGCGAAGGCGAAAACUGUCUUCACAUGGGUCAAAGGACACGCCAACACCCAGGGCAAUAUCGAGGCGGACAGACUGGCAAAUGCGGGGGCUUACUGUGCUCCUAAAGAGGCCAAGGGCCGGACGAAGUUGAAGACAGAGAACGAAAAGCCUUUCGACACAGAGUCUUUCGAAGAUGCCCAAUUCGCCGCACUUUUCGACCAUCCGGACACAAUCGGUGCUUACCCUACCCUCACUGGAGCACUGAAACCUUCUAAGGGUCGGACGAAGCUGAAGAAUGAGGGCCGGAGCGACUUUUGGGAUCCCGAAGGCGAGCCUCUCUUCCAAGUUGAGUCAGACGGCGAGAAAGACCAAGGAAACAAGCGACGACGAAGAUGA
This is a messenger RNA of Colletotrichum karsti, 1230 nucleotides long. RefSeq names its product RNase h domain protein. The record is from RefSeq and is a predicted model, not a curated record. Bases 1 to 1230 code for a protein of 409 amino acids. Gene Ontology annotation, biological process: DNA replication, removal of RNA primer. NCBI's taxonomy places the organism in Eukaryota, Fungi, Ascomycota, Sordariomycetes, Glomerellales, Glomerellaceae. The transcript is spliced from 3 exons. Gene Ontology annotation, molecular function: nucleic acid binding; RNA-DNA hybrid ribonuclease activity.